AUGCAUACCUCCUCUUAUGCGGUCGACAUUCAGUACCAUGAUACUGAAGGUCUCGCACACGGCUUUCAACUAAGGAGGCACAAUAAUGAAUCGGAAGCAGAUGAAGGUUCACGAGAAGCUCGUCACUUCGCUGCCUUGACGCUGCCUACAUGCUUGCCAGAACGCUUACGGAUCAUAUCAUACAUCUUUGAGUAUGCCUUCCUGCACGAUGGUGUCAUGGAAUCAGCGACCAAGGCUAUCGAGCAGCAACAACAACAGCAAGCGACCGACAACGAUUUCGCCACGAGAUCUUUCGACCCUGCGACAAAAGCAAAAGCAGGCUCGAAGAAAAUGCAAGCGAAAAUGGUUCAAGGACUAACAGCAAUCGACCCCGCUUGUGCUCAAGUGUGUAUCGAAGCCUGGAAGGAAAUGGUCAAUACAACCUCAAGACGUGACAAAGAUAAACCCUUUACCAGCAUGGACGAGUACCUAGAAUAUCGAAUCAUCGAUACCGGCGCUCCGUUCGUUGACAAGCACAUGUGUUUCGGCAUGGGCAUCAUACUAGAUGACAACGAACUCGAGCAAGUCAGAGAAAUCGCUCACGCCGCCUACGCAGCUCUAGGUCUCUGCAACGACUACUUCAGUUUCGACGUUGAAUACAACGACUUCAAGCGAAGCAACAAGAAAGCCAUGACGAACAUAGUAUGGUUAUUCAUGCACUGGCACGGCGUAGACAUUACGGAGGCCAAACGUCUAGCCCGCACAGAGACAAGACUGUACGAGCUGAAAUUCUUACGCCUGCAACAAGAAGCCGACCACAUACUCUCACUGAAACUUCGACACUAUGUGCAAGGGCUGGCAUAUCAAAUCGCCGGCAACGCGGCCUGGAGCACAGAUAAUCCGCGCUAUCAUCUCGAUAGAGAUAUUUACCAGGACGACAUGACGGAUUUUGAUCGCUCACUCGCUUGCUAUCAUUGUAGCAGCAAACCAGCACAAUCGGAAUCUGGACACAAGAAGCAGUUCUCGACUGAUGAUACUACUGCUGCAUCGAGCGUCUAUACCAGGUCUAGUGGGACUAGUCCGAGUCGACAUAGUAGUCGGUCUUCUGUCUCUGAUGAUCAGGAUUUUCAAGAAGUGCAAGUGCAGAAGGAGGAAGACUGA
This is a messenger RNA of Lithohypha guttulata, 1140 nucleotides long. RefSeq lists its product as uncharacterized. The record is from RefSeq and is a predicted model, not a curated record. Bases 1 to 1140 code for a protein of 379 amino acids. NCBI's taxonomy places the organism in Eukaryota, Fungi, Ascomycota, Eurotiomycetes, Chaetothyriales, Trichomeriaceae. The transcript has 2 exons.